AUGAGUUGAACCAUUCUUACAUCCAUUUUAACGUUAUUCUAUAAAUUGGACCCCUACAAUAGAAAUACAUUUCUUUUAAUCCCUUUUAUAGCCUUUUGUUCAGUAAACUUACAAAACAUCUCUCAAAUCACAUUUACACUCAUGUAUUGAAAACAAACUUUAUACACAGUCUGGAAAAUCACCUCUUAAAACCCAUUUUUUAUAGAACUUAAGUGACGUCGUUAUUUUAUGCACUAAUUUAGCUCCAUUUAUUUCGCCUUUAUUCUCUGUAGAGCACGUCAUAGACACUGCUUUUAAAGGUGCUAUAUGAAUAAAGUUAUUAUUGACGAUGGUGGAAAACGAGCAGAACUCGUGUACAAAUCUGUCUCCGAGGCGGCCGCAUGCCACUUUUGUUGAGAGGUGGAGCGGAGCCGCUCAUAUGGAAAUACAGGUUGACUUCUCUUUUUGUGUUUAUGCAAACGCUUCUUCAUCCGCCACCUGGAAGAGCUCGAGAAAAAAACACGUGACAUCAGCGAGUCUCAUUUAAAAGGUUGUUUUCACUUGCUGAAGGGAUCGAAUGGGCGGUAAGGAAACAGGGUGUAGGACAAGGAGGCUUAAGGGUCUCUGAGGACAGAGGUGAGGAUGAGGAGGCAGGACGCCAAGGACCCAAAUCCACAUCAGAGGAGCAGACUGUACGGGUUCCAUGCCAUGUGCACCUUUGACCUAUUUAGAUUGUUCUCAUUCCUCCAUCGUAUUUAUGCAAUUUCCUUUCUUUUUUCUUUUUCUUUCUCUCAAGAAUUCUCCUUUUACCGACAAAGAAACAGCACCAGUGCUCCCCUCUUCGUCACUUACUCCCGCUACGACAUCCCGGUAACCUACGUCACGUCGUAGCACGACCUCGUGGUGAAGGAUAUGGAGCGACAUGACGCUGCUUACCAACUGAAGACGACGAAGAGAAGAUGAAGAACACGCUUGUGGUGGCAAAGUAACCCUGAUGGAAAGACCCCUCGAAGCGUCCGUCAAGCGACGCGAUGGCGACCUGGAAUUGAGUGAAACAACCCUAAUAUAACAUCUCAUGUGCCUGGGACUCAUUGAGCAUGAACAACAUCUGACUUCCUGUGAUCCAUGACACAGCUGGAGAUGGAUCGACGCUGGUGCAUCCAGUAACUGGAGAGUGCUACAUGAGCUGCUGCGCAAGCAGCUUCAUCUCCGGAUGAUUGAAGGCAGACGCCAUUUUAACUGACCGACAAAAGGCACGCCAGACGUCCCUCGAUGUGCAACUGCGUAUAGCAAUCGGUUUCCGGGGGGGGGGGUUGUAUUGAGCUUGUGACGGGCCGGGGUAGAAGGAGGUGCUUCGGUUCACACGAUGAAUGGCAGAGAGCGAGCGGAGGUGAUGGAGACCCAGGCGCGAGGCAAGGAGGAGAAGCUCGUCGGAGACCAGGAGGUCCACGACGAGGUCGACGGCGACGAGGACAAAAUCCCCGGGGCGUACGACUGCAACGUCUGCGGACGCAGCUUCCCGUUCCUCAGCUCCCUGUCGCAGCACAUGAGACGGCACACCGGGGCGCGGCCUUACAAAUGCCCCUACUGUGACCACAGGGCCUCGCAGAAGGGCAACCUCAAAGUCCACAUCCGCAGCCACAAGCUGGGCACGCUCUCGAGCCACCACUCCAACGAGGACGAAGAGGCCGGCGGCGAGGAGGAGGAGGAGAUGGGCGUCUCGGAGGGCCUCGACGGAGGCACGAGUCCGACCAAGAGCAGCUCGGCCUGCAACCGGAUGAUCAGCGGGGAUAGCGGCGAGGAGGGUCGGAGGAAAGGGAGGACCCUGAAAAGAGAGAAGCUCGCGACCGGCCAGAGGCCUUACUGUUGCCGUCUGUGCGGCUACGAGGCCAACCGGGAAGACCAGCUCCUCAGCCACAUUGAGAAGGUCCACAUCACGGCAGACGCGGAGGAGGAGGCCGCCGCGAAGGAAGAGGCCAUGCCCGAAGCGGACGUCGCCCCCCCGCCGCAGAGCGAUGGGACCUUCCCCUGCGAGACCUGCGGCCAGGUCUUUAGCCAGGCGUGGUUUCUGAAGUCGCACAUGAAGAAACACGCGGGGAUCCUGGACCACUGCUGUCGUAUUUGCGGCAGGCGGUUCCGCGAAGCCUGGUUCCUCAAGUCGCACAUGAAGACCCACAACACCAAAUCCAGGUCGCGCUCGAAAGCGGAAUCCGCCGAGCUUCCGGCCACCACCAUCAACGACGUCGCCCAGGAUCCCGAAAUUGCCGCCGGCGCCAUCGCAUCCAUCUAUCAAAUGUGUUCCAAAUGCGGGAACCUGUUCCACACCAGAGAGAGCCUGAGGGCCCACGAGAAGAUCCACAGUCUCGGCUAUGGCAAGAAAUCCCAGAGCCAAUGCGGCGACGACGAGGACUCACCGGCUGCUAAGAGACGUCUCGUUGACUUCUUGAACCUCAAGCCCGUUGAGGGAAAGACCUUGAACGAAGAAGAGGAGAACGAGAAGAAGAUGCUCGGUCAAAGAAUCCCUGAGCUAGAUCCGGUGUGCAGCUACCAGGCCUGGCAAUUGGCCACCAAAGGAAGGGUCGUUGAGCCCGUGGAGCCGAGUUUCAAAGGCUCCUACGGGGGCGGCGGGAUGGGGGAGGAGGCCCUCGCCGGAGCCGCGGUGGUUUUCGAAAAGGAGAGCAGCCGCUACGUCCUGCAGGGUCAAGUGAAACGCGGCUCCGGCCGACGCGCCGGCUCCGCUUUGGGAAGCCACGCUUCUUCGGGGGACCGGUCGCCGGAGAGCCUCAGCGACUCCGAGUACCGGCCCUCGCCUCGCCAGGACCGGCGGCGGACGUCUUCCACCAAGUCCAACGAGUGCUUCGAGUGCGGGAAGGUCUUCCGCAGUCGGCACCAGAUGGUCGUCCACCAGCGGGUCCACAGGAAGGACGGCGGCGGCGGGGCGUCCGCGGGUGACACGGAGAGAUCGACAAGAGACGACCGAUGGGGCUUCGCCAGCGAUCCGGAUUCAGGAUCCCCGAGCCGGCCGAGCACCCCGGGGUACGGAGACUCUCCGCCGGCCUCCACCCUCGGAAACCAGGCCUCCGAGAUGGGCACCGCGAACUCCGGAGAGAUCGCAGACGAGAAGCCUUACAUCUGCACCCUUUGUGACUUUGUCAGCUCGGAGUUGCAGCCCUACUUGACUCACGUUCGUGUCCAGCACCCGGCCGCUCCCAGAGACAGCCCCGCCCCCAGCCCCGCCCCCAGCUCCAGCUCCAGCUCGGACAGAGGCGCCGCCCCGAGUGGUUUUCCGAAGCUGAAGAGAGCCCUCCUCCAGGGGUCGAGCGGCUCGGCGCCCCCCCCCGCUUUCCUCUCGGCCCGAUCCGCGCCGCUCAAUCUCGGCCUGACCCCCGUGGAUCUGUGCGUGAGGGCCGAGGGCUGCAGGGGCGUGGCCUCCCGAGCCAAGGGCCUCCCGAGCCACAAGUGCUCCUUCUGCUCCCACUCCACCCGCUACCCCGAGGUGCUGUGGAUGCACCAGACCGUGGCUCACCGCAUCAACAGCAGCAGCUCCAACCUGGCCCCCAAGUGGGCCCUGAAGAGCAGCUCCAAGGCGGGCUCCAGAGACCACUCGCUGCCCCCCGGGAGACGCACCGGUCCCCCGCCAGGCCUGGAGGGGAAGGAAUGCCCCCCGCUGCCGCCGCUGAUGCGUGCCCAGCGCACCCAGCCCCCGACCCACUCCAGCGAGGUUCUGAAGAAGAGCCGGCCGGCUAGUCAGCCGGCCAUGCCAUCCUCCUCCUCCUCCUCCUCCUCCUCCCCCUCCUCCACCCCUUCCUCCUCGCUCUCGAGGGGCUCCUCAUCCACCCCAGGCACCCAAGCUGGGAGAGUCCCAGUCCGACCAGGCGGCGGCGGCGUCAGGCACGUGGAGGACCCGAGUCAUCAGUCUCGCUUCAGACCCAAAGUGGACAUGUACCCUCGGGGAGGCUCGUCCUCGUCCUCCGGCUCCAUGGAGAAGAGCACCGGCGGCCUCUCGGGCCCCGCGGCGCCUCAGGAGGGCCUCGGCUUCAUGCUGUCCAGCAGACACGGCCUGGCCGAGUACAGCCGCGCGAGGGGCUCCCCUCAUCGGCCGCUCCCCGACUCCCACGGCCAGGGCCGGGCGACGGCGCCGAGGCCCGGCGCCGUCGCCGUCGCCCACGCCUCCAGAGCCCCCCCGCCGAAUACAUCUUCCUCCCCGUCGUCAUCCUCCUCCUCUUACUCCUCCUCCACGCCUUUGCCGCGCGAGGCUCGCGGAGAAGCGAAGCGGGAGCCGAUGGCGGAGGCGCCGCCGGAGAUGCCGCCGGACAUCCUCGGCUUCCUCAAAAACUACAACCCCCACGAGCUGGCGGCCCUGUACCAGCGCUGGGGGGCAGCCAACGCACUGAUGGACCCCACUGGGAUGCUGAAGUCUCUGAUGCGGCAUGGCCAGUAUUUCUGCCAUGAGUGCGGGAAGAGUUUCAGUCAGCCCAGCCACCUACGCACGCACAUGAGAUCCCACACAGGGGAGAGGCCAUUCUGCUGCCAGCUCUGCCCAUACCGAGCAUCUCAGAAAGGGAACCUAAAGACGCACGUCCAGAGUGUCCACCAUAUGCCUUUUGUCAACAGCCAGUACCCAGACGCCAGGAGCUCGCUCCUGAGCCCGGAGGAGGAGGAGGAGGAGGAGGAGGAAGAACCGCUGGCUGCCAAACACACACCGGUACCACAACAACAACAACAACAACAACAACAGCAGCAGCAGCAGAAGUAGAGACCAUUCGAUAGACCGGGAUCCGGACUUGGGAACAGAAUAUUUUAGGGGGUUGCACAUCCUGAGAACAUCAUCGCCCAUUCCUCAAAAUCAGAGGACUGGACGUAGGACCCACGGCUCGCGAUAGACUUUUUUGAGCCUCUCCUUUAACGCCCGACAAUGAAGGCUCUCGUAGUUUUUUGGGGGGAUUUUUCUGUUCUUUUUAACAAGAAGCUACAUAAAGCAGCGCUACAGGCAGAGAGGAGUGUCUUAUUUACUAACGGGAAGCAUUCCUGCGGUUGGGAAAACGAGCGAGAUUUAAAGCGUCUCCUCGGCGCCAACGCCGAUUGAUCUUUUUUUUGGGCUUCUUUUAGUUUGAAGGCGAGCAAAAAUUAAAGCAAAUUGUGUGGAGUUUACAAAUGAACCUUUAAAGGAUUUCUGAAUACAGAAGCCCUCAAAAAUUCAAAGAGGUACCUCUUGCUGCCAUUUCGGAGGUACCGACGCGGGAAGAAAAGCAAAGAAGAAAAAAAAACUGUACUUGAAUGCAACACGCUAGCGUUUUAAUCAAGGACUGUUGCAUUGCAUGGCUGCUGUAGUCGCCUCCCUCUUUCCCUGUCUUUAUUUUUUUUAUUUUUGUUAAAGCUUUAUUGUAUAAGAGUUUGUGCAUUCCUCAGGACACCAAUCAUCAGGGGUCGGGGUAGUUGAAUGCCAAAGUGUCCUUGAGCAAGACGCUGAACCCCCCCCCCCCCCCAGUGGCUCCCCGGGCGCUUCACUGCAGCCCACUGCUCUUUAAUAACUGAGGAUGGGUCAAAUGCAGAGAAGAAGUCACCCCGCGGGGAUCAAUAAAGGACACGUUAUUAAUUAUUAUCAGAGGGGAGAUGAGAGAGAAGAUGCUCUGCAGUCCCUCAACAGACAAUUGACGCGUCGCAAGUGCUUUGUGUGUGUGUGUGUGUGUGUGUGUGUGCGUGUCAGCCUGCGUGUACACAUGUGUUAAACUCAUUUCCCUCCCACUCCAGAGUGAAACGUUAGGAGUGCAGUGACCACUCUGAGGCUGUGUAGCUGAUGAUUAGAAGGACAGAGAGAGAGAGACAGAGAGAGAGAGAGAGAGAGAGAGAGAGAGGAAUAACGCUAAUGGGGGUGUCUGCUUUAGUGCUCAUUAAAAAGAGUGUGCGUUUUUAAUAGCCUAUAUAAAUGAGCGUACCAUUUUUAUGGUCAUUCAAUUAUUGUCAAUUUAAGAGGAAGGGACUGAGUGGAGGCAGUUUCCCUCCAUAACUCCAUCGCGUUAAGGAGUGUUUCCGACCGCCGACACUUCUGACUUUGAGUUUGACUGACUUCAGAACGGCGGGGGCGACGGGGCGGCGUUGAUCUCCUAGUGCUCGCAAAAUGGAAGACGGUACUGCGAGUGUUAACCGGCGGAGAUGCGUCGCGGUUCCAUGUCGCCGAAGGGCGCUGCCGGCUCUCUGGCCUGUUGGUGUUCUAUGCGAUGAACGCUUUGAUACCCAAACCAACCCCCGGUCUCUCUGGUGUGAAAACGAUGGAGCCGGAUUCCAAAACAAACUUCUUCUCCACACACACUUCGGGCGGUUUUCUACUCUCGUGAAGCUGUGAGAAGAUAUGACUCAAAUCAAACCGAGUGGAAUGGAAAGUCAGAGGCGAGCUGUAAAGCCAUGCUGUGUGCUAAGCUAAGCUACGCUAACAGGCUGCUCGCUGUAUAUUUAGUGGCGAACACAUGGGAGUUGGUAUCAAUCGUCUCAUCUCAGUAAGUACGUAAAUAACUAAGCUUAUAUCCCCAAAACUCUUUUAAACUUGGAAUUUUUUAAAAUUUUAACAGAAUAUAAUUCAGCGCGUCCGACAUGGGAAACAACCGGAGACUUGCUUCGUGUUACCGGAGCGUUGAAGCACAGCCGACGAGCCGCACCGCAGCGUCUCAUGCCGUCGCUCUAAUCUCUUCAAUGGCGAUGGGAAGAUUAGCAUUUUCUGGGGAGAAAAGAGUCAAGAGGUCAGGAGGUCGAGAGGUCAUGAGGUCAGGCUUCCAGAGAGAGUUCAGGUAUGAUGAGACGAGGCGGAGACGCUCUGAAGCCUCUUGAGUUGACGAGCCGUCGCAGCCUUAGCGCGGGUUGGCUCGCUCCACGCGUACCCCUGCCUAUGAAAGCCAGUUAUUUUUUUUGCUGGGAGGGGGGGGGGGGGCUAUUUACGAGUCCGGGUGCUUCGUUUUCUCUCCUCAUCGGCCUAACACAUCAGAGGGGGGGGGGGAGAAGAAACAAGGCAGUUGAAAGCAGUUCAGACUUGGCAAGAGUGGAUCAUUUUUUAAAUAUAUAUAUACGCAUAAAGUCCAACAUUCAAAUCAGUUAAAAGAUUACGGUGCAUACUGUACUUCCCAUCUAUUUUGAGAGCUCAACAGCCCCCCCCCCCCCCCCCCCGAUGAUGAAAUGGUUGCUGUGCCAGUGGGUCGUUGAGUUAUGCAUACGGCGUUGUGUGCUUGAAUAUGCCGAAUAGUACACACACGUGUGUGUACUGAAGGUGUGGGUAGUGAUUAUACUUGAACCGGAUACUCUCGCCUUGGAGGUAGUGUAGUACUAAUACCAAUGUUGUACAGAAUUCCCUUUAAGAUUAACUCCUCAGUUAUGAAUUUGUACUCCGAAGUGUGACUUAGAAAAACUAUGAAGCAGGAGUGAGUGUAUAUAUGAAGUGUUUAUGUUUAAUAUCCACUCUUACCAAACCCUUAUAUACAGCGGUAGAAACCAAAUGGCAUUACUAGUGCACUUAGACUAGGUUCCUGCUUUAACCCUUCUCAUGCUGUCCACCUCCAGCUAAGGUUUCUUUGAGAGUGUCUUUUUAAUGGUGCCAGCUAACACAUUUCAAUGUCAUUUUUUUGGUUUGUUAUGACGAUUCCAUAGAUAGUAACGGCAAAUGAUUUGUUCUUCGACGGCUUUUUUAUUUAUUUUUAGCUUUGUUUCCUCAGUGGACGUUUUGCUGAUGCUAGGUGCAGGCAGUGCUUUAUUUUUCAUAAAAAUGUAAGAGUGUGUUUUGAUUUUUUUGUCUUUCUCUUUGCUAAAUUGUAGGAUUUGUUCAGUAGCUUUCGGCCAUGGCUGUUGGGUUUUUAUCAUGCCUCUUAAGUUCUAUUAUUUGUGUCCGUAUCGCUUUUUUAAAAAUUCGUUGUGACUUUCAUGAUUAAUUUACCUUAUAGAAGACAUUAUUCCAAAUGUAUUUGGUUGAUAUCUGUAUUUAUUGUCACUUCAAAAAAGGAUUCGGGGACAGAUUCAGACAGGACCGUUUGUUUAAUUUGAUUUUUUUGUUUUCUGGUUUUUGUUGUUGAUUUUAUACUCGUGUAGUUUUCAUGCCAGCAACCGAUGUGAAAACUCUACCUCGUCUGAGCCAUUCUCAGUUCUGUUACACUUUUGUACAUCAUUUGAAAAAGAUGUAAUGUCAUGUCCACAAUAAAGACACACACAAUGGCACCUGC
Molecule: messenger RNA, 8177 nt
Organism: Pseudoliparis swirei
Lineage: Eukaryota; Metazoa; Chordata; Actinopteri; Perciformes; Liparidae
Gene: znf516
Product: zinc finger protein 516
Exons: 5
Coding region: 1346-4735 (1129 amino acids)
Biological process (GO): regulation of DNA-templated transcription
Cellular component (GO): nucleus
Molecular function (GO): RNA polymerase II cis-regulatory region sequence-specific DNA binding; DNA-binding transcription factor activity, RNA polymerase II-specific
Source: RefSeq, a predicted model, not a curated record